Messenger RNA from Morone saxatilis (striped sea-bass), 1931 nucleotides. RefSeq names its product polymerase (DNA directed), mu (gene polm). Gene Ontology annotation, biological process: double-strand break repair via nonhomologous end joining. The record is from RefSeq and is a predicted model, not a curated record. Lineage: Eukaryota; Metazoa; Chordata; Actinopteri; Moronidae. Gene Ontology annotation, molecular function: DNA binding; DNA-directed DNA polymerase activity. Gene Ontology annotation, cellular component: nucleus.
UGAAGCCGGUGCAGCUGCAUCCGUUUGCUGAAGGCGGUUUUUAUUUCCCACUAAACUACAUUAGACACAUUAACUUAACAACGUCGUAAAGUUUAAUGAAUAGUAAUUAGUAUUUAAUGAUAAACAGUUUUAUUGAAGUCAGUAAAGAAGGUGGAUGUUUAGGAGUGCAGAUGAUGUCAGAAUUAACUCCAAAAAACAGAUAAAAUAUGAAGUUUCUCCUGCAGAUGUUUGUAGGAGUUGUUCUGUAGGUCUUAUUGGAGCCCAGAGGGAAGCAUGGUGCCUUUAAAGAGGAGGAAGGUGUCCUCCUCACAUCCUGCUGGGGACUCUGGGACAGUCUAUGGAGGACAUAAAGAACCAAACCAGUUCCCUCAGGUUGUUUUAUUCCUGUUGGAAAGAAAGAUGGGAGCCAGUCGGAGAGCUUUCCUCUCUCAGCUCGGGAGGAAGAAAGGAUUCCAGGUGGAGGAGGUGUUCAGCAAACGCGUCACACACAUUAUUUCCGAGAACAACGGCGGUGACGAGGUCAGGACGUGGCUGCUCUCACAGGUCGGAGGUCACACGCCUGCUCACCUGCUGGACGUCAGCUGGUACACGGAGAGUAUGGCUGCAGGACGUCCUGUUGAGAUACUGGACAGACAUAAACUGCAGGAGCAGCAGGUUAAUGACGAGGAGGUCGUGGCGUUCUCCGUACCGAGCUACGCCUGUCAGAGGAGGACGACUCUGGAGAACCACAACGCCGUCCUGACUGAUGCUUUGUCGCUCCUGGCUGAGAACGCAGAGCUCAGCAAGGAGGAGGGGCGAGGAGUGGCGUUCCGAAGGGCCGCCGCCGUGUUGAAGGCGCUCCCCAAACCGGUGGCGAGCAUGACGCAGCUCAGAGGGCUUCCCUGUCUGGGAGAGCAUUCACUCAGAGUCAUCAAAGAUAUUCUGGAGAACGGAGCUUCAAGUGAAGUUGAAUCUACGAAACAGUCUGAGCGAUACAAAGCGCUGAAGGUUUUAACAGGUAUUUUUGGAGUCGGAGCGAGAACAGCGGACCGAUGGAUCCGAGACGGGAUACACAACCUUCAGCAGUUACAGGAUUCAGGACCGACGCUCAAUCGAGCUCAGCAAGCAGGCCUCGAGCACUACGACGACAUAAACCAGCCGGUCAGCAAGGCAGACGCCGACGUCAUCAGUGAGGUCGUGGAGAAAGCGGUUGUGUCUGUGUUACCAGGCGCACACAUGACUCUGAUCGGAGGAUUCAGGAGCUGUUUGAGAGAGAGCUGCGACGCUGGGCGGGCCACGAGAAGUCCAUGUCUCUGAGCAGCCACGCUCUGUACGAUAACAAACAGAGUAAAUAUCUGAGGGCAACGUCAGAGGAGGAGAUAUUCGCUCAUCUUGGUCUGGAGUUCGUUCCUCCGUCGGAGAGAAACGCCUGAACGGACCUGGUCUUAAAUAUUAGGUCCAAACUAAAAAAUAAAAGUCAAAUAAUUCAUUUUCAUUAAAGUAAUUUUAGGUCGUUUUAUGAUCAUUUUGGAUGCGGUUAAAUUGUAUUUUGUUACAUUGGCUGGUGUUUCCGUUAUUUUGUCCACUGCAUUUACAUCAAUGAGAGUAUGAAAUAACAGAAACUAUAAUAUAAUAAUAAUAAUGAAGUUUAUUUUAGACAGUAUUUUACAUGUUAUGUUUGUUUUAAACAUUGCAGCUCUUUUAACUGAAGAAUUUAAAUAUUUUAUUUCAUAUUUACUUGCAGAACUUGUCUGCAGAACAACUCCAAAAAACCUGAACAUUACAACCUUAAUGAAAUGAAGAUUUAUUGUAUUGGACUUCAUUAGUUGUAGCUAAUAAAUGAUAAAUUAAAAAGUUAAUAAUAAAGAUAAUACGAUGCUACCUCUAGAACUUGAGUGCCUGUGAGAGGAAGUUAACUGCUUGUAUUUCACAAUAAAAGAUGUUUGAAUGAA